GACUUCGACGACACCGAAACCUCUAUCGAGAGCAACCAUCUGUUCAGCAACAGAAUGGGUACCCCGCCCCCCCGAAGCUUUGAUCAUGGAGAAGACGACUAUGGCCUUGAUGAUGAUGACGAUAUCAUCGAGCUCGCAGAGGACGUCGAGAACCGUGGUUCGACACGGCACACACCACAGUCCAGCAACCUUCGCCCGGUCUUCACCGAAAUAGCCAUCAACUCCAAGCUUGCACCCUUAGGAUCGAGCGGCAAAAAGACGAAGAAGACACCGAAGAAGACAGAGGAUCCAGAUAUGGAGAGGCUGUUCAAUUUCCGCUGGUCCGACGAUGUGAAGGAGACUCUGAAACGCAGGUUCCGUCUGCGCGGCUUCCGCGAAAACCAGCUGCAAGCCAUUAACGCCACUCUUGCGGGCAAAGACGCAUUCGUUCUCAUGCCCACCGGCGGCGGCAAGUCCUUGUGUUAUCAAUUGCCCUCCCUCAUCCGGAGCGGCAAGACAUCUGGCGUCACGGUGGUUAUAUCGCCGUUGCUGAGUUUAAUGCAAGAUCAAGUCCAGCAUCUGCAGGAACUGGAAAUCCAGGCCUUUCUGUUCAACGGCGACACGCCCACCGGAGAGCGAAAUGGCAUCAUGAACGCCAUGCAAGAGCGGAAUGUGGAAGAUUACAUGCAACUUCUCUACGUGACUCCGGAGAUGUUGGGCAAGAGUGCGUCGAUGAUACACAACUUUGAGCGGCUGCAUCGUCGGGGCAAGCUGGCGCGCAUUGUCAUCGAUGAGGCUCAUUGCGUGAGUCAGUGGGGCCACGAUUUCCGUCCGGACUACAAGCAACUUGGGGAAGUACGGAAGAAGUUUCCCAACGUGCCCGUCAUGGCGCUCACGGCCACUGCUACGGAGAAUGUCAAAGUCGACACAAUCCACAACUUGGGCAUGGAUGGGUGCGAAGUCUUUACGCAGAGCUUCAACCGGCCGAACCUGUACUAUGAAGUUCUUCCCAAGCCAAAGGGCAAGGGCGACGUUGAGGCCAUCGCAAACCUGAUCAAAGACAAGCACGUCAACCAAACUGGCAUUGUGUAUUGUCUGUCAAGGAAGAACUGCGAAGAUAUGGCGGAAGCUCUGAAGGAGCGGUACAAGAUCAAGGCAGAACACUACCACGCCGGGCUGGACACCAAGAUUAAAGCCGAGGUUCAGAGGAAGUGGCAGGCGGGCAAGUAUCAUGUCAUUGUUGCGACAAUUGCAUUUGGCAUGGGUAUCGAUAAGUCUGACGUUCGCUACGUGAUCCAUCAUUCCAUGCCGAAGAGCCUGGAGGGUUACUAUCAGGAGACCGGGCGAGCCGGUCGCGACCAAAAACCCUCCCACUGCUACUUGCUCUAUGGAUACCACGAUGCAGGUCGCAUUCGCACGAUGAUUGAGAAGAACGAGAAUUCCAGUUGGGAGCAACGACAGAGGCAGUAUGACAUGCUUCGCAACGUGGUUCAAUUUUGCGAGAACAAGAGCGAUUGCCGCCGCGUCCAAGUCCUGGGAUACUUCAAUGAGCGUUUCCACAAAGACGACUGCGAGGGACAAUGUGACAAUUGCACCUCGGGCUCCCAUUUCGAGACCGUCGACUUCACACAAUACGCAGAGCAGGCCAUCCGGCUGGUGAGCGCGAUCCACCAGGACAAGGUGACGCUCCCUUAUUGUAUCGAUGUCUAUCGAGGGAUGUCCAAAUCGAGGAUCAAAGCCAGUGGCCACGAGGAUCUUCCGGAUUACGGUGCGGGAAAGGACCUUGAUCGAGGAGAUGUUGAACGGCUGUUUAUUCGCCUUUUCGGUGAAGAAGCUUUGGAAGAAGAGAACGUCGUCAACAAAAUGGGCUUCGCCAACCAAUACGUCAAGCUAGGCCAGAAUUUCGAAAAGUUUGGCAAAGGCAGACAGCGCCUGUACAUGGAUAUCCAAUCCAGGGCAGUGAAGAAGGCGGCGAAUGCCUCGAAGAAGACUGCGCCAGCCCUCCCGCUGUCUACCAACGUCUCUUCGCCGCUGCAGUUCGAGACUGCUCGGCAACAAGGCAAGAAGGCGAGCCACUAUUUGGACGCGGACGAGGACGAUGAUGAUUUCAGCGACGCAUUCGAGCCAAUCCGCAUAGCGAAACAGCCACGCCGCGAGCGCGUGCGAGAAAUGGGGCCGCCAAUCACCACCGACGAGAAGAUGGCGAACCUCAACGACAUGCAUCGCAUAGUCGUGGACAAUUUUCUGGUAGAAGCGAGGAAGAUCGCAAAGAGCAUCGCGAUUGACAAGAGUCUGAGAACCGUCCCGUUCACGGACACUUUGCUGCGCAUCAUGGCCAUCGACUUCACGGAAACAGAGGAGGACAUGCUGCGCAUCCCUGGCAUUGACGCCGAAAGAGUCAAAUUGUAUGGCAAACGCUUCAUCCCCCUGAUCAAGAAGGUUCACCGCACCUACAACGAGAUGAUGGGCAUCGAAAUGGAAGAACCGAACCCAGACGCCCGCAACGUCAUCGAUCUCGUCAGCGAUGAUGACGAAGACGACGACGAUGAA
This is a messenger RNA of Neohortaea acidophila, 2529 nucleotides long. RefSeq names its product P-loop containing nucleoside triphosphate hydrolase protein. The annotation marks the transcript as partial. Gene Ontology annotation, cellular component: chromosome; nucleus; cytoplasm. The record is from RefSeq and is a predicted model, not a curated record. Gene Ontology annotation, molecular function: ATP binding; nucleic acid binding; four-way junction helicase activity. NCBI's taxonomy places the organism in Eukaryota, Fungi, Ascomycota, Dothideomycetes, Mycosphaerellales, Teratosphaeriaceae. The transcript has 3 exons. Gene Ontology annotation, biological process: double-strand break repair via homologous recombination; DNA replication.